Molecule: messenger RNA, 517 nt
Organism: Zeugodacus cucurbitae (melon fly)
Lineage: Eukaryota; Metazoa; Arthropoda; Insecta; Diptera; Tephritidae
Product: neuropeptide-like protein 32
Exons: 1
Coding region: 101-403 (100 amino acids)
Source: RefSeq, a predicted model, not a curated record
AUGACACAGUAUAAUCAAAUCGCUUGAGACUCUUCCGGAGGAACUUACUUUUCUCGCACUUAGUAAAUAUCCAGUAUUAUCGUUGUGAAUAUCAGCCAAAAUGCGUGCAUUCAGCGUUUGCUUUGUACUGCUGCUGUUCGUGGCUAUGCUGCUUGGCGCUAGCGGUAAUCCCGUCGGUGAGGAGAGCGACGUCGCUUUGGUAGCAGCGGAACAACCGUUAUCCUUGUUCGAUGUCGACGCGCAACAAGGACAUGAGAACGAAGGCGAUCGUUUGGCGCGGCAAUUUGGCUAUGGUGGUUAUGGUCGUCGUGGUGGCUAUCGUGGUGGUUAUGGUGGUGGUUAUGGAUAUCGUCGUGGAUAUGGCGGUCGUCGUGGUGGCUAUGGUGGCAGAUAUUAUGGCUAAAAUUAAUAAAAACACGAAAAACCCAUAUAUAUAAUAUAUUAUUGAUCUGAAUUGUGAAACUGAAAAUGUGAUUUACCAUGCUGACGGAAUAAAAACUAAAGAAAUUAAGCAAAA